Messenger RNA from Pipistrellus nathusii (Nathusius's pipistrelle), 2946 nucleotides. The record is from the annotation of a GenBank genome assembly. Lineage: Eukaryota; Metazoa; Chordata; Mammalia; Chiroptera; Vespertilionidae.
AUGGACGGUUUCGCCGGCAGCCUCGAUGAUAGUAUAUCUGCUGCAAGUACUUCUGAUGUUCAAGAUCGCCUCUCAGCUCUUGAGUUACGAGUUCAACAACAAGAAGAUGAAAUCACUGUGCUAAAGGCAGCUUUGGCUGAUGUUUUGAGGCGUCUUGCAAGCUCUGAAGAUCAUGUAGCCUCAGUCAAGAAAUCAGUCCCAAGUAAAGGUCAAACAGGCAUUCGAGAAGCUAUUUCCAUGUCCUGUAUAACCAAUGGGAGUGGUACAAACAGAAAACCAAGUCAUACCAGCUCUGUCUCAGUUGCCAGAAAAGACACUUUUUCAUCUGCUGCUAAAAGUGGUACAGAAAAAAAGAAAGAAAAACCACAAGGACAGAGAGAAAAAAAAGAGGAAUCUCAUUCUAAUGAUCAAAGUCCACAAAUUCGAGCAUCACCUUCUCCCCAGCCCUCUUCACAGCCUCUCCAAAUACACAGACAAACUCCAGAAAGCAAGAAUUCUGCUCCCACCAAAAGCAUAAAAAGACCAUCAACAGCUGAAAAGUCACAUAAUUCCUGGGAAAAUUCAGAUGAUAGUCGUAAUAAAUUAUUGAAGGCAGUAUCAACAUCAAAAAUAAUAUCGAAAGUUAUAAAAAAUACAGACAAGCAUAAAGAUGUCAUCAUCAACCAAGAAGGAGACUAUAUUAAAAUGUUUAUGCGAGGUCGGCCAAUUACAAUGUUUAUUCCUUCUGAUGUUGACAACUAUGAUGACAUCAGAACAGAACUGCCUCCUGAGAAGCUCAAACUGGAGUGGGUAUAUGGUUAUCGAGGAAAGGAUUGUCGAGCUAAUGUUUACCUUCUUCCUACCGGGGAAAUAGUUUAUUUCAUAGCAUCAGUAGUAGUACUAUUUAAUUAUGAGGAGAGAACUCAACGGCACUACCUGGGUCAUACAGACUGUGUGAAAUGCCUUGCUAUACAUCCUGACAAAAUUAGGAUUGCAACUGGACAGAUAGCUGGAGUGGAUAAAGAUGGAAGGCCUCUGCAACCCCAUGUCCGAGUGUGGGAUUCAGUUAGUCUCUCCACACUGCAGAUUAUUGGCCUUGGAACUUUUGAGCGUGGAGUAGGAUGCCUGGAUUUUUCAAAAGCUGAUUCUGGUAUUCACUUAUGUGUUAUUGAUGAUUCCAAUGAGCAUAUGCUUACUGUGUGGGAUUGGCAGAAAAAGUCAAAAGGUGCAGAAAUAAAGACAACAAAUGAAGUUGUUUUGGCUGUAGAGUUCCAUCCAACAGAUGCAAAUACCAUAAUAACAUGUGGUAAAUCUCAUAUUUUUUUCUGGACCUGGAGUGGCAAUUCACUAACAAGAAAACAAGGAAUUUUUGGGAAAUAUGAAAAACCAAAAUUUGUACAGUGUUUAGCAUUUUUGGGGAAUGGAGAUGUUCUUACUGGAGACUCGGGUGGAAUUAUACUUAUAUGGAGCAAAACUACUGUAGAACCCACACCUGGGAAAGGGCCGAAAGGUGUUUAUCAGAUCAGCAAACAAAUCAAAGCUCAUGAUGGCAGUGUAUUCACACUUUGUCAGAUGAGAAAUGGGAUGUUAUUAACCGGAGGAGGAAAAGACAGAAAAAUAAUUCUGUGGGACCAUGAUUUGAAUCCCGAAAGAGAAAUUGAGGUUCCUGAUCAGUAUGGAACAAUCAGAGCUGUUGCAGAAGGAAAGGCAGAUCAAUUUUUAGUAGGCACAUCACGAAAUUUUAUUUUACGGGGAACAUUUAAUGAUGGCUUCCAAAUAGAAGUCCAGGGCCAUACAGAUGAACUUUGGGGUCUUGCCACACAUCCCUUCAAAGAUUUGCUCUUGACAUGUGCUCAGGACAGACAGGUGUGCAUGUGGAACUCAAUGGAACACAGGCUGGAAUGGACCAGACUCGUAGAUGAACCAGGACACUGUGCAGAUUUUCAUCCCAGUGGCACAGUGGUGGCCAUAGGAACGCACUCAGGCAGGUGGUUUGUUCUGGAUGCAGAAACCAGAGAUCUAGUUUCUAUCCACACAGAUGGGAAUGAACAGCUCUCUGUGAUGCGCUACUCAGUAGAUGGCACCUGCCUGGCUGUAGGAUCUCACGACAACUUUAUUUACCUCUAUGUAGUCUCAGAAAAUGGAAGAAAAUAUAGCAGAUCUGGAAAGUGCACUGGACAUUCCAGCUAUAUCACACACCUUGACUGGUCCCCAGACAACAAGUAUAUAAUGUCUAACUCGGGAGACUAUGAAAUAUUGUACUGGAACAUUCCAGGUGGCUGCAAACUAAUCAGGAAUCGAUCAGAGUGUAAGGACAUCGAUUGGACAACAUACACCUGUGUAUUAGGCUUUCACGUCUUUGGUGUCUGGCCAGAAGGAUCUGAUGGGACAGAUAUCAAUGCACUGGUGCGAUCCCACAAUAGGAAGGUGAUAGCUGUUGCUGAUGACUUUUGCAAAGUCCAUCUGUUUCAAUAUCCCUGCUCCAAAGCAAAGGCUCCCAGUCACAAGUACAGUGCCCACAGCAGCCAUGUCACCAAUGUCAGUUUCACUCAUAAUGACAGUCACCUGAUUUCAACUGGUGGAAAAGACAUGAGCAUCAUUCAGUGGAAACUUGUGGAAAAGUUGUCUAUGCCUCAAAACGAGAUUGUAGUGGACACUGCUUUAACCAAAGCCCCCAUCUCUUGCAUUGAAAGUGUCACGCAGUCUGAUACUCCCGCACCACCUCCUUCCCAGCACUUAAGUGAGACAGCUGAAGAAGCAAGUAGAAUAAGCAAUUCUCCCACACUCCUGGAGAACAAUCUGGAACAGAUUGUGGAGCCCAGUGAAGACCACAGUGAGGAGCAGAGCGAAGGGGGCAGUGAAGACCUCGGGGAGCCUGUUGACGAAGAGCCAUCCAAUGAGAUGAGCCAGGAGCAGAGGGAAGCCCCUCAUCCUGAGGACCAGCAAGACCCUCCGCCUCUCUCCUAA